Messenger RNA from Apiotrichum porosum, 807 nucleotides. RefSeq lists its product as uncharacterized. The transcript has 6 exons. Lineage: Eukaryota; Fungi; Basidiomycota; Tremellomycetes; Trichosporonales; Trichosporonaceae. Bases 1 to 807 code for a protein of 268 amino acids. The record is from RefSeq and is a predicted model, not a curated record.
AUGAAUGCAGCGGAGCACGAUAUCAAGCAUAUCCCGGCUUCAGCCAGCCUUCCGGGACUGGUACAGCUCUACAUCCAGUGCGAAUAUGAUCAGGAGUUCCAGAUCUGCGUGGAUGGCCCUGCUGUUCCCACCAACCAUGAUGUGCGCGCUACGUUUACCGUAGAUGGGAACGAGAUUGAAGGCUUUAUCCACCAGCCUGGAAAGACCACAGUUUGCCGAGUGUCGCACCAUGAGUUCGACGGGGCCUUUUAUGACCGGACACUCAAGUUCCAGCGCAUAACCGCUGUUGAGGACGGCCCGCGGCCGGGAGUGGCUGAGGUUGGUGCGCUUGGGACCAUCCUGGUGGAUCUUGAGGCUGGCACAUUGUCCUCGAAGCGGAAAGCCCUACCAGCCACCAUCGAAAACAAUAUUGAUACCAUGGACGAGAAGCUCAUUCUCAAGGGGGGGUUGACGGGUCUGGGAGACGUGGCUGGAACAACAAGCAAGACGGAGACUUGGACGUUCACCCACAUUGUCCCAACUCCUACCUAUCAGCUUCGCUUCACAUACGCCACACGGGAGCUGUUAAUUCUGCAAGGUGUACUAGACGACCCCAAUGGCGCACUUCAGCCCGCAGCGCACAAGCGCAAGGCACGACACGGAGGUCUUUCUGCUUCUGCUAAACGAUCCAGGGCCAGUGAUAUUGCUCUCACGAUGGCUCAGCAGCGUCUGAAGCGUGCCAUUGAUAAACUGAACAAUGGCGGUGAGAACAACUGCUCUGAUGACGACGAGGUCAUCGAUCUCACCCAAGAAGAUGAGGAGAUUUGA